UCAGCGUGGCUGUUGUUGGGAGGUGGUGGUGGUGACAUUGAGGGGAGCUGAGGGACUGUCAUGGUGGCGUCGCUGGGGCGGGCGGCGGGGCGGCUGCUGCUGCGGGCCGGGAGCGGCGCGACCGGGCUGCGGCGCGCGGGCGGCGGGGUGCACAUCCAGCCGCGGUACCGGCAGUUCCCGGAGCUGACGCGGGCGCAGGUGAUCCGGAGCGAGCUCCUCAGCGGCUUCAUGUGGUUCUGGAUCUUCUGGCACUUCUGGCACAGCUCGGACAUGGUGCUGGGCCACUUCCCCUACCCCGACCCUUCGGCCUGGACGGACGAGGAGCUCGGCAUCCCGCCGGACGACGCGGAGUAGGAGCCGCCCCGGGGCUCGGCUUUGCGGGCAACGGCAAUAAACGCAGUCGCCAGGCCA
Messenger RNA from Tyto alba (common barn owl), 411 nucleotides. It is a transcript of the gene NDUFB2, whose product is annotated as NADH:ubiquinone oxidoreductase subunit B2. Gene Ontology annotation, cellular component: mitochondrial inner membrane. The record is from RefSeq and is a predicted model, not a curated record. The transcript has 3 exons. Bases 61 to 354 code for a protein of 97 amino acids. Lineage: Eukaryota; Metazoa; Chordata; Aves; Strigiformes; Tytonidae.